Molecule: messenger RNA, 1606 nt
Organism: Panicum hallii
Lineage: Eukaryota; Viridiplantae; Streptophyta; Magnoliopsida; Poales; Poaceae
Product: eyes absent homolog
Exons: 6
Coding region: 285-1196 (303 amino acids)
Biological process (GO): cell differentiation; positive regulation of DNA repair; multicellular organism development
Cellular component (GO): nucleus
Molecular function (GO): protein tyrosine phosphatase activity
Source: RefSeq, a predicted model, not a curated record
UCUGCAGGCAGGUCCAACGAACUGAACUCCCUCUUCCCUUCCCUUCCUUCCCCGUCAGUCGUCAGCACUUUGGGCUCUGCACCGCGCUCUUCUUCCUCCCCCUCCCCUGCUUCUGAUUCCUCCCACCGAAUCCGCCCCCUUCCCUCGCGCCUUGCUGUGCCUCGUCAUCGCCGGCGACGGGAGGCAGCAAUCGCGGACCGCCCUUCCGCAGCAGCCGUCCCUCGACGAGGCGCGGAGAUCCACCCGUCAGGUGCUGGAUUGGUUUCAUCGUUUGCUGGAGUGAAAUGGAUGAGGUUAUUCCUGCUUUGGCUACCGGCCAAGCUUCAACCAAUGUCCUGACGGAGCAGCCUUUGAAGGUGUACAUAUGGGACAUGGAUGAGACACUAAUUUUGCUCAAGUCGCUUCUGGAUGGGUCUUAUGCUGGGGCCUUUGAUGGCCUCAAGGACCGUGAGAAAAGUGUUGAAAUUGGGAAGCGCUGGGAGAACCUCAUUCUUGAACUCUGUGAUGAGCACUUCUUUUAUGAGGAGAUUGAGAACUACAACGAACCCUAUCUCAAUGCUUUAAGUGAAUAUGAUGAUGGGAGAGACUUGACCUCAUAUGAUUUUGAGGCUGACUGUUUUAGUUCACCCUAUGAUGAUGUGAACAAAAAGAAGCUUGCUUACAGGCAUCGUGCUAUUGGAGAGAAAUAUGCAAAGGGUCUGGAAAAAAUUCUGGACCAACACAUGGUCAAAGUCUGGAAUGACCUGUAUAGUUUGACUGAUAAGUAUACUGAUGGCUGGCUGUCUUCAGCUCAUAAGCUAUUGGAAGAAGCAUUGGGUAAAUCAGCAGCGGCACCUACUACCAACUCUUCAAGCAUCAAUUGCAUAGUUACAUCAGGGUCGCUGAUUCCAAGCCUUGCCAAAUGUUUGCUGUAUCACCUGGAUGAUGUGGUCUCGUCUGAGAAUGUUUACAGCUCAUGGGAAGUGGGGAAGCUGCAGUGUUUCAAAUGGAUCAAGGAGCGCUUUGACGGUCCAAAUGUCCGCUUCUGUGCGAUCGGAGAUGGGCACGAAGAAUGCAGCGCCGCACAGGUUAUGAAGUGGCCAUUCAUCAAGAUUGAGUUCCAACCCGACGCCCCUCACAGGUUCCCAGGCCUAGACAUGCCCACAGUCCAGACGUACAUGGAUGUGAUAUAUGAGUCAUCAAGCAAAGAUGGUUGACCAGCAAUUCAAGUUGGUUGGGUUUUCUCCUCCGACCUCCAGUGCCCAUGGAGGUCCGGUCUGAGGAAAUUGUAAGCAAAGAGAUGUCGUGGGAAGAAACAUGUUGUCCUCUCUCGAUCUGGCGAAUUAGGAGGCUGGUGCGAUAAAUAAGAGCCUGACUAGUUCGUCCAUGCAUGUUCCAGAGCAUGUCAUAGAUUGUCUGUCUUGUGUUGCCAUUUACUAUGAUUCAGGCAAUUGUCUGGUGUUGUGUCCGGGCGUUAUUUUCCGCUGUUCUGCAUUGCCAAUUAUUUGCCAUAUAAAAUCUGUACAUAUGCGUCAUAGAUUGGUGGAUGUUACCGCUUCUUUAAACAGGAGGUGGUGCAUGCCUUAUUAUGAGAGAUUAAUUAGCAAGAAUCAAAGGUUGGCUAUUG